CUGCCAGACAGGAAAAUCUGAAACACACUCAUUUGGCAAAUGAUGUGUUGGUGGGGCAGCGUUCUCCAUUUCACACUGACCAUAUCGACUAGUAUUAUAGGCAUGUAACCUGAGCAGGACUGUUUACACCGCUGCCACUGGGACGGACACAAACCGGAGCAACGAUGGCCGUCGAAAAUGUGAGCGUGGUCUUCAAACUGUACUGCCUGACUGUGAUGACCCUGGUGGCGGCUACAUACACAGUGGCACUACGGUACACAAGGACCAUCUCAUCAGGAGACCUGUACUUCUCCACGACUGCAGUGUGCAUCACUGAGGUCAUUAAGUUAAUACUCAGUCUGGGGAUGCUCACAAAAGAAACAGGAAGUCUCUCCAGACUGAAGAAUGCCUUAGUGGAACAUGUAUUCUGUAGCCCGAAAGAGCUGUUGAAGCUGAGCGUGCCCUCGUUGGUGUACGCUGUUCAGAAUAACAUGGCCUUUCUUGCCUUGAGUAACCUCGAUGCAGCGGUCUAUCAGGUGACCUAUCAGCUGAAGAUCCCGUGCACAGCCCUGUGCACGGUCCUCAUGCUGAACCGCUCUCUCAGCCGGCUGCAGUGGUUUUCCGUCUUUAUGCUCUGUGGGGGCGUGACGCUCGUCCAAUGGAAGCCUGCAGAGGCCACUAAAGUUCAGAUUGAGCAAAAUCCUUUCGUUGGAUUCAUGGCCAUCGCUAUUGCAGUUAUUUGCUCAGGAUUUGCAGGUGUGUACUUUGAGAAGGUUUUGAAGAGUUCAGACACGUCUCUCUGGGUGAGAAACAUCCAGAUGUACCUUUCCGGUAUCGUGGUCACCCUCAUCGGGGUUUAUGUGAACGAUGGCGGCAAGGUUCUGGAGAAGGGCUUUUUCUUCGGUUACACACCCUGGGUGUGCUUUGUAGUAUUCUUGGCCAGUGUGGGCGGUCUGUACACGUCAGUGGUGGUGAAGUACACAGACAACAUCAUGAAGGGAUUCUCCGCCGCAGCCGCCAUCGUGCUCUCGACUGUGGCGUCUGUCCUCUUGUUUGGACUGCAGAUAACGAUCUCCUUUGCAUCUGGAGCUCUCCUUGUGUGCAUUUCCAUCUACCUAUACGGACUUCCAAAACAGGACACAUCCAAGCUGAGCCGGCAGGACACGGACAAGGAGUCCAAACAGAAACUAAUCACUGUGUGAGUCGCUGACCUGCAGCAGAGGAGUCUCUCUCUUUCACUGGUGGACCAGGUCACCUUUAACAAGGACCUUAGAGAGCUCCUGAACCAGGGAGAUCACGGAGCCAAACGACAGUCUUGUUUCCAGUUUAAAGUAGGUCUGCUCCCUCGAUCCAACCCACUUCAGAACACAUGGGACUGGUGACAGUACUAUGAAUUUCCAGAUAAUCUGAAAAAUAGCCUAAUGUUGGCAGGUUUGAGCAAUCUUUCAGUUGAUAUUAAAAAAAAAAUCACAUGUCACCCUUAAUGAUAGCUGCUUUUUACUUUUGUAAAUAAUAUGAAGCAAUCAGUGAAAUUUUAAUUUCAUCUUCAGCCAUGCUGGAGAGAUGAGCAGUGACAAGACAGUGUUACUUUUAUUUUGAAGCCUCCAGGGGAUGAAUUAAUAUCACAGCUCCUUAUCACGGAGUAUUUUCUUUCAAUCAGUAAUUAGUCUGUUGUACACUGUGCAAUGUUAGUGUCUUAUGUCCAUAUCACAUAGGUCUGAUUCUGAAUGUGUUCGACUCGCAGGAGAACAUACUUGAAAGCAGAACGACGACAGAUUGCAUGUACGAUCAUACGCUUAUAAAUAUCAUCUCUUCAGUGUCUUGUAAUCUUUUGUAUCACCUGUCGCCUUCUGUUUUGAAGCGUUCAUUAAAAUUAGAUGGAAACGUGAUAAAA
Acanthopagrus latus (yellowfin seabream) is the source of this 1873-nucleotide messenger RNA. It is a transcript of the gene slc35a1, whose product is annotated as solute carrier family 35 member A1. Gene Ontology annotation, molecular function: pyrimidine nucleotide-sugar transmembrane transporter activity. Gene Ontology annotation, biological process: pyrimidine nucleotide-sugar transmembrane transport. The transcript is spliced from 8 exons. Gene Ontology annotation, cellular component: Golgi membrane. The record is from RefSeq and is a predicted model, not a curated record. NCBI's taxonomy places the organism in Eukaryota, Metazoa, Chordata, Actinopteri, Spariformes, Sparidae. The coding region runs from base 165 to 1181 and encodes 338 amino acids.